Molecule: messenger RNA, 3714 nt
Organism: Melanotaenia boesemani (Boeseman's rainbowfish)
Lineage: Eukaryota; Metazoa; Chordata; Actinopteri; Atheriniformes; Melanotaeniidae
Product: immunoglobulin-like domain-containing receptor 2
Exons: 10
Coding region: 205-2073 (622 amino acids)
Biological process (GO): pancreas development
Cellular component (GO): membrane
Source: RefSeq, a predicted model, not a curated record
GGAGCGCAUAAACUAAUAUGACAACCGUGAUGUUGGACUGAAUCGUGUCAGGGCUGUUGUGCUUCUGGGACUCCCCUCUCCGUGAAGUGGUACAGUCCCGUUAGACGCAGCCAGAGUCCGGGCUGCAGCAGCCGCAGAUAUAGCGGACAGCGACAUGAAGAACAUGCGGAUAAACUGCACUUUUCUAUAAAAACUGACUAUAUAAUGAACUUUUACCGGCUGACAUUUUUACUGGGAGCGUCAGUCUGUGUGUGUGAUGGUGUUCAAGUCACAGUGCGGGAGAAGCAGCGGUUUGCGAUGCUCUUCCAGUCCGUGGUCCUCCCAUGUCAGUACCAAACAGCCUCCAUCCAGCCUCCCGUGGUGCAGUGGUGGUACAAGUCCUACUGUCAAGAUCGUACACGGGAAUCCUUCUCCCUGCCGGAGACUCUGGGCAUCAAGGCCUCCGAGCUGGGAGCCAAAGCUCACCUCGAGUGCGCCGACAGCAGCCGCACAGUUCGGCCUGUGGCCUCGGCGCAGGGAGCCUCCUUGACACUGGCUGAACACUACAAAGGCAGAGACAUCGCCAUCAUAAACAAAGCUGACUUACGUAUUGGGGAGCUGCAGUGGGGCGACAGUGGAGUCUACUUCUGUAAAGUUGUUAUUGCUGACGAUCUGGAGGGGAAGAAUGAGGCCCAGCUGGAGUUACUGGUGCUCGGCAGGAAAGGUGAGCAGAACGACCUACUACCUGAGUUUGAUGUGGAGAUUAUGCCAGAGUGGGCAUUUGUGGGAUCUGUAACCCUGGGCAGUGUCCUGUUCCUGCUGCUGUUGGGGAUCUGCUGGUGCCAGUGCUGUCCUCACUCCUGCUGCUGCUACGUCCGCUGCUGCUGUUGUCCGGACACCUGCUGCUGCCCACGACAUCUGUAUGAAGCAGGAAAGAUGGCAAAGAGCCAACAGUCUGCCCAGGUUCCUGUGUAUCCUUAUUACAUUCCUGGUGUACCAACUGUAGUCCCACUUGCACCUUCAUCCCACCUGGACCCAAAGAUCUCUUCAAUCCCCUCAGUGGAUAAUAACCUGGCUGGAGUGCGCAGUGGUUACCGACUGACAGCCACUCCAGACCAGGACAAAAUGAAAGUUCUUUACUACAUAGAGAAGGAGCUGGCUCAGUUUCCAUCCAACAAGAUGGCUGCACUCAAAUCCAGCAGUUUAUCGGAGCUGAGUUCCCUUCAUGAUGGGGUGAACACAGAUUUCAGACACACCUAUCAGACGGUUCAGAUGAAGGCGCUCCCGCCCAUCGCAGACCAGAAUGAUGAAUUGAGAGUAGCUCCACCAGCACAGACUCGAAGACCCAGACUAGACAAAGGCAUCCACUCUGAUGAUGAACUGGACCGCAGGUGGAAUCCCCGGUCUGAGCACCUGCAGAGGAAGACACUGAACAGAAGAGGGCGCACCGGCUCUCUGGAUGAGCUGGAGGAAUUUGCCCAGUCUUACAACUCUCGUGGUCGUCGGGCCCAACCUCCAGAGCUGCCCUAUGAGCGGGAUUACAGCCCUCCCAGGCGCUUCUACCGGGGUGGAGAUGAAGGCUGGGACCGUCGCAGCCCCUCACCUUUACAGCAAAAGAGAAGGGACACAUGGGACAGUGACCGACCUUCUCGACCACCCCAAAGCAGAAGCUAUGAUGACAGCUUCCUCAAUAGAGUGCUGGAGAGUAAGGCAAGGGGGCGGGGAGGAGACAGAGGGGCCGGGAGGGUGGACGAGGACAGUGACACUCCUUCUAAAGGCAGCUCUAGAGGCAAGGGCAGCGAUAGUUACUACAGCCGGUCACCUAGUAACCGUCCAGAUGAGGAGGACCCUUUGCCUCCAUAUUCUGAGCUGGAGGCAGAGCGGUACCGCAGGGCUGAUCUGACCACAGACCGGUAUCGCACAGCAGAUCCUCCCAGAUCAGAGAGAUACAGGACCACUGAGCAAGCCCCAAAACCCUUCUCCUACACCCGCCCCCACCAGGGGAUGUCCCAGACACUACAGGGGCACAGAGAGGACCGAGACAGGGGUCGAAACCUGAGCACUGCACUGAGCAGGGAUUCUCUCAUAGUGUGACAAGGCUCCUCAACCUCGAUCCGCACGGUGCCCCCAGUCCAUUCAUUAUAACCAUCCUGCAGCUACGCAGGAGAAACUAACUGUUCCACCAUCAUCUGCAUGACGUCGGGUUCAUCUCACUGAAAUAACCUCACUGAGAAACAGCAGAAGUGGAGGGAAAUCCUAAAAAAAUAACAUGCACAAAGGAACGUGUGCAGUAUUUAUAAGUUCAGGACAGUUUGUGGAUUCUAAAGCAUCACCAAUAUUUGUGGAUUUCUACGUGUUUGUUGUAAAAAUCUUACAUAAGUGGUGUGUGUGUGUGUUACCACUUGAGUUUGUUGAGUUGAGCUUACAUCAGUGCCAAGACGCUUUUAUUAUUAUUUGCCAAUUUCAGAAUAGUCUGAUGUAACUUUAAGCAGCCUCCAGUCUUCAUAUUUUUGCCUCAUUACUCUGCAACUCAGGUUUACAGUGUAUUUUUGCUUUUAUCGGUUAUUUGUGCGAAUAUAUGCAAGUACUGCACCUUGAAUUUAUUCUGUGUAUUGUUAUUGCACUGCUUAGAUACUUUUUUAAUAAAGACAUCUCUCCUGAAGUCUCGACUCUUACAUGAACAUGUCAUACUACAGCUGGGAAUGUGAGUUAACUUUGAUCAUCGAUUUAUCCAGCUGUUAUAUCCAAGAUCCAUCAAUUGGCCUAGAAAACUAGAUGCUGGUGUUAAAUUUCUUCUCAUAAUUUCCAAAUUCAAAGUGACAUACAAAUGAAUAUGACAUGCACAUUUUAUAACUGCAUGUUGGAAAACCAGUCGAGAGCAGAAACUAAUUUAUAUCAGAUGAAACUGAUACAACUGAUUUGAAAUAAAAUAAUAAAGAAUUGUGGUUUUACCAUUAAAAGUUAAAGAUCUGAUUGUACAGGUCCCAAAUUCACGUCAUUAUGCUUUUCAUUUACUUAAAACACAACUUUAUUGAGUUUCAUCCCUCAUAAAGCAUACUGAGGGAUGAAACUUAAAAUUUGGUGAUUGUCAUAGUUUCUGGACUCAUGGCAAAUGAUUUGCAUCCAUCUAAUUCAUCCAAUUACUUAGCAUUUGAUAUAAAUCAAAAAUAAUAUCUUAAAAAUUAAAAUAAUUGAUUCAUAAAGAAUUAGAGUAUUUUAAAUAUUUAGUAAAACUUGUUUAAUUAAAGAUGGAAGUCUUUCAAGAAUCCAUUUGCUUCAUAUCCAUCAUGUUGGCAUGCAAGGGCUUAAUUAAGGCCAAUAUAAUAAUAAUAAUAAUAAUAAUAAAUACAUGUGGAUCUGGGAGAAGAAUACUGUACAUUCUUGCAAGUAAAAGAUGCUUUUUAAGAAGUAACCUAAGUUAUAAGAAACAACUCAAAGUAAAUGUUACUUGCAUUUUUUUCUUCAUUUGCAUCUUAGCAAAAUCAGUCAUUUUUUCAGACUAGUAUUAUAGUUAUUUGUUUUUUUUUGUUUUGUUUUUUUUUGUAAAUGCUUGAUUAAUCCAGGUGUGUGCUCUACUAAUACUUUAUUUAUUUUCCCCACAGUUUUCUCAAAUUAAUAAUUUUCUGAAUUCAGGGUCUAAAGUCACAUCGUGUCAUAUUCCACUCUAAUCAGCUGUUCAGAUUAAUGUGCAAUUUUCUGUUUUUAUUAAUUAUAAAUGUUAAGGUAGAUUUUUUU